UUUAUCAACCACUCCUGCUUGUAUGCUAAAGUUUUACUCUUUUCUUUCCCCCUUCCCAGCCUUGCUUCUGAUCUGACUCUCACACGUCAGGGUCCCAAUCCACCUUUUUCUGAAAACUAUCACACUUUGCCAAAGAAUACCAGGCAGCCUUCAGGGAGCUCACCGCCACCGAGUCGCAAUUUGCCGAGUGACUACAAGUAUGCACAAGAUCGUGUUAGCCACCUGAAGAUGUCCCAGGAGGAAAGGAAAGCAAAUAAGGAUGGAACUGUUUGGCAGCUUUAUGAGUGGCAGCAGAGACAGCAAUUUAAGCAUGGCAGCCCCACUGCCCCGCUUUAUGUAGGCUCUUCGGAUUUUAUUGAUCGGGGUAAGUCAAAAAGUUCAUUGGAUGUUCCACGAUCAAUAUCUGUUCCACCUUCUCCAUCUGAUAUUCCUCCACCUGGACCUCCAAAAAGCUUUCUCCCGAGGAGACCACACACUCCUGCAGAAAGGCUUACGGUUAAACCAUCUGACGAGAGACAGACUGUAGACAGUCCUUUCACUGGAUCACCUAGGAAGAUUCGAAGUAAUGCUCUAAAGAGCUCAACUCACAUUGAUCGACGCUCGAUGCCAGCUAUGGGCUACAUGACCCAUACUGUGAGCGCACCAAGUUUGCAUGGCAAGUCGGCUGAUGACACUUAUAUCCAGUUGAAAAAGGAUUUGGAGUAUUUAGAUCUGAAGGUGUCGGGACGUGACACGCUAAAAGAGCGAAGUACGAAACCCGUCAAGGUUGCAGAAAGUGAUAUCGAUGUCAAGCUGAGCGUUUUCUGUGAGCAGGACAGAAUUCUACAGGACUUGGAGGACAAAAUAAGAGCUCUUAAGGAAAAUAAAGAUCAGCUGGAGUCUGUUUUGGAGGUGUUACACAGGCAGAUGGAACAGUACAAAGACCAACCACAGCAUGCGGAAAAAAUUUCCUACCAGCAAAGACUUUUGCAAGAAGAUCUUAUACAUAUUCGGGCUGAAAUAUCCAAAGUUUCAACGGAAAUGGAAAAUGCCUGGAAAGAAUAUCUGAAACUAGAAAAGGACGUGAGCCAGCUGAAAAAAGCCUUACAGGAACAAAUGAAUAGUUCAUUGGUAUCUCAGGAGAAAACACAAAUACAAAAAGACUUGUGGAGAAUUGAAGAUGUUACAGCUGGCUUGAGUGCAAAUAAAGCAAAUUACAAAACCAUAGUGGACUCCAUCAAGAAUCCAGAAAGAAAAAUAGUGCCUUCAUUUUCUCAGUCUACAGUGCCUUCUUCCUUACCAGCUUCUCUCACAACCGUGGAGAGCAAACCUUCAGUUCCACAAAGCCCUCCGUCCAGCCUGGUCAAACCUUCGCUAGAGGUGAGACUGUAUCCACAGCCUUACUUCCAGGCCAGAACGCAGCAACAAGUACCACAGCUGAAAAAAAUUGAGCCACCUCUUCAGUCACCAGUUAGGCUAAUGCCAAAGGUUGAAGAUGAAGCACCUCCCAGACCUCCUCUUCCUCAGUUAUACAGUCCUGAAGAUCAGCCACCAGCUGUUCCACCACUCCCAAGAGAAGCCACUGUCAUCAGACACACAUCAGUGCGUGGCCUGAAACGUCAGUCGGAUGAAAGAAAAAGAGACAGAGAACUAGGACAGUAUGUAAACGGAGAUUAUAGGGUAGAACUGCGUUCAUAUGUGAGUGAACCAGAACUGGCAAUGAUAGGCGGUGACCUCAGCCAACCUUCCAGUGGUUUCAUAACUGUUGAUAGUGGAUACCAGACAUUGCCUACUCGUGGCUUGUCUGGAUCAACUUCCAGAUUGCACCAGUCAUCUACCAUUUCAUCAUAUGCAACUCUUCGAAGAGAUAGGUCCAAGGAGAGACCAAAGAGUGCCUUGGAACGUUUAUACUCUGGAGACCACCAAAGAGGCAAGAUGAGUGCAGAGGAACAACUAGAAAGAAUGAAACGACAUCAGAAGGCAUUAGUUCGUGAACGCAAGAGAACCCUUAGCCAAGGAGAAAGGCAGUCUGUUUCAUCUCGGUCUUUCAUCCGGCCCAUUUCUGCAGACAUAGGCUCAUGGAAGCGAGAGCAAGAAUUUGAUUUGCAGCUACUUGAGAGGGCAAUUCGUGGGGAAGACAAGGAUGAAAAUGAAUGGUUAAAAGUUCAGCCAGUAGCAGUAGCGGUGACAGAGACAGACCUGGAGCCUCAAGACUACGAUUUAGACAUCAGCAGAGAGUUGUCAAAACCUGAGAAGGUUGCAAUUCCAGAACGUUAUGUUGAAUUGGAGCCAGAAGAACCUCUUUCUACAGAAGAACUGGCAGCGAGGCAGCGUAAAGCAGAGAAGAUAAAGAAUAUUCUUACUAAAUCAAGUAUGCACAAUCUACAGCCUACUGUUGCCCAGGACAAGCACAACUCAGUUGAUUUAGAUUCACAGCUCCAAGAGCAGGAACGCAUCAUUACCAUAUCAUACGCUUUGGCUUCUGAAGCCUCUCAGAGGAGCAAGGAGGUAGCAGCUCAGCAGUUGACCUAUCCACCCAAAGCACCCUCACCUUCUGUACCACAGCCACCUCACUCUCCCCUAAGCAAUGGAUUUCACUACACAUUUGUUUAAACACCUUAAAACCAAAGCAGUAAGUGAGCAAUGAUGUAAGACUCGAAGCAAAUCCCACCCCAGUGGCGCCGUGUAGAAGAAAGAGGAGAUUGAUUACGAGCACUCUGUGAAGGCAUGCACUGGCUGAUCACAGGUUCUUUCUUUUGGAAAUAUGUUCAGAGAAUAAUGGGGGAUUUUCUAUGAAAAUGGAGAGAAUUGCUUAACAUCUUAUUUUGACUUCAGUUUAGUUCAGACUUUUUAUAUGAAUGAAUGGCACUUUUAAUAAAUUCUGUAAAAUACUGACAAUGUAUUUUUAGAACAGAAUGUAUUUUGGAAUUUGUUUAAAUCAAGGGCUGAAUUCAUUUGAAGAGGAACUACUUGCAUAGUUGUUACGAGACGCUGUUACUUCCCCCUCAGGCUCAGAAGCACAAUGUAAAGUUUUAUGGAAAAAAAAAAAUGCAAGUUGAACAAUCCUAGAAACAAAUUCGUAGGGUAUGGAUAGAGCUAACCCCACUUGAGAGGUUUACUGUAGGGGUGUUUUGGGCUGAGUAUCUUAAUAGAGUUAAUCACCCACCCUUUUGCCCAUGGAAUAAUACAUCGCAAGGAACUUGUAGUUUGAUUUCCUAAAUCUCAGUAUAGCUGAAAUUUUCCAUGAAAGCCAUUACAAAAACCAAUUUUUAACUCCUGUUUCCUUUUUUGAUUGCGUAUGAUUAGCUUGCUGGUAUUGAUACACGGCAUGCUAGAUUGCUCCUGACAGUAGUAACAACCAGCUAACAAAGUUUUUUUUUUUUUUGUGAAAGUUGAGAUAUGGAAGAAGGAAACUUUUAAAUUAAAGUGUGUCACGUAAGCAAUAAGAAAAAUAGGAUGCGUCAUUUUACUAGUAAAUAUAUAUUUUUUCUUCAGAAUAUCUUUUCAAUAAAAAGUACAAUAUGAUGUAUUGACUAGUAUUUAUGCUGGAAACAGUAAAACUGAUGUAAUUUGGCACCUGCUGAUUUUACAUGUAAGUUCACCUCAUGCUUAACUUUGCCAAACUUUGAAAUUCAGCGUUCUACUUAUAUGGCGAAGGGUGAGGUGGUUACGAAAGGAGAAAAGAAUAUUAAAUGAAUGGCUACAAGUGCUUUAACUGGAAAAAAAAAAAAUAUAUAAAAAUGCUGAGUGCAAGAUAUGCAGAAAUUGCCCAAUAUUAGGUAGUUGAGUUCAGCUCUAGAUAAAGAACGGCUGAGAAAUAAAUUGCAGUAUUUUGUGAUACUACUAACUUGUUUAUAUGCUGUAUUCAAGUAAUAGAUACAAAGCCCUGGAAACUGAUUGAACUUCAAGUUUCAGACUUUGAGUCAAAUCAUAUUAUCUUAAUACUGUAGUCGGAAAUAUUCUUUAAAAUAUAUGUUUAGCUAAUGUUAUUCUAUUUUACCUCAAUACUGCCAGUAUCAACUUCAAAACCUUUUUGCCAAAAUAAUGAUUUAUUUUUGCCUUUAUAAAAAAGUUCUGAGAGCAUAAAUGAAUAUUUUGCAAGAAAACAUUAAUUUAAAUGUAACAGUUCGGAAAAUGGUAUAUGUACAGAUUAAAAUAUUAACAUAACUGCC
This is a messenger RNA of Meleagris gallopavo (turkey), 4151 nucleotides long. The record is from RefSeq and is a predicted model, not a curated record. NCBI's taxonomy places the organism in Eukaryota, Metazoa, Chordata, Aves, Galliformes, Phasianidae.